Ceratina calcarata is the source of this 710-nucleotide messenger RNA. It is a transcript of the gene RpS24, whose product is annotated as ribosomal protein S24. The record is from RefSeq and is a predicted model, not a curated record. Bases 109 to 516 code for a protein of 135 amino acids. Gene Ontology annotation, cellular component: ribosome. The transcript is spliced from 4 exons. NCBI's taxonomy places the organism in Eukaryota, Metazoa, Arthropoda, Insecta, Hymenoptera, Apidae. Gene Ontology annotation, biological process: translation. Gene Ontology annotation, molecular function: structural constituent of ribosome.
UCAUGUAAAGGAUGAUCGUCUAUGCCCGUGCUCAAACAUAGGUUGCGCUGCGUGUUUCCGCAACUGUCCUUUUGCUGUGUUUUGCUGGCGGCACGAUAAUCAACGAAAAUGACAGAAGGAGCAGUUACAAUCAGAACCAGGAAAUUCAUGAGCAAUCGGCUAUUAUGCCGAAAACAAAUGGUCGUGGAUGUAUACCAUCCUGGUCACCCGUCCGUCCGAAAAACGGAAAUUCGGGAAAAACUAGCCAAAAUGUACAAAGUCACACCUGAUGUAGUGUUUGUAUAUGGCUUUCAAACCAACUUCGGUGGUGGUAAAUCCACUGGGUUUGCACUAGUCUACGAUACGUUAGACUUUGCAAAAAAAUUUGAACCUAAAUAUAGGUUAGCCAGGCAUGGACUGUUUGAAAAACAGAAGCAAACAAGGAAACAACGCAAAGAACGGAAAAACAGAAUGAAGAAAGUAAGAGGUACAAAGAAGAGUAAAGUAGGAGCUGCGUCUAAAAAGGGAAGGAAGUAGUCAAAUGAUCGUCAUUUGUACUACAAACCUCAAGAGGGAACUUAAUUAUGAUGCUCACACAUGUAAAACUACAAGGCAUCAUGAAGGCCACGAUUUGUUCUACAUGGUCGUAAAAAUUAUUAUAAUAAUUUAAUAUCAUAGAUAAUUAUGAUAAGUUUUACGGAAUAAACGUGCAUUCUUCUUGGUGAGAAAAA